AUGCCGGACGUAGCUGAGUUUCGGGAUGCCGCAGAACUUUUCUGGGGGUGCAAGGCUGACGGUCGCCUUGCUGUGAUCAACUACGUCGUCGCCGUGUUUGCUGCAAUCAGUUCAGCAUCCAUGGAGAACACACCUACGUGGGUGGCCGUCUCGGUCGUGGCAGCCGUUGCGAUCGGGGUGCCACUCAUGGCGCUCGCCAAAGCUACGUUCAACGAGCGCUCCCUGGAUGCGUUUGCAACAUCGAGGAAUAGGAUCGCCAGGAAGUUCGGUUCUGCCGGAAUGCUGCGAGCUCGACGCGACGGCAACACAAUUAUGAUUCGUUCCCGCGAUAUUGUGGUUGGAGACGUGCUCGAACUCAGGGCCGGUGACCGCGUCUGCGCCGAUGGAAUGCUACUCGAUGAGUCUGGGUCGAUGCGGGUGGACCAAAGACAUUUGGCGACCGAACGCGAACAUCAGGAUGCGCACAAAAGUCCUGCGCUUGACCGUUUCAUCUUCGCCGGGUCCGAGGUGAAGAGCGUGGAUAGCGUGUGCAAGAUGCUCGUUACCCGCGUGGGGAAGACCACCCGCUGCUUCAAGGUCUUCAAGGCGCAUUACACCCGUUUCUACUCGCUCGAUCGCCGCUACGGCGAGGCCACCUUCGCAAGCAUCGCCUUCGAGAAGGAGAUACUGUGGUCGGCUGGAUCGCUGGGGCCCACCUGGGGGUUGGCGACGGGUUCGGUUCUCUGCACGAGAUUUCUCCCUAUUGUAGCAACAAGCCUACGCUCGACGGAAAAGGCCAUGGUGUGUGGCGUGUUUGCCACGGCCGUCCUCAACGCGAGGGCUGCACGCGCCGCAAAGGAUCGUCUGGAACAACGAUGGGGAGAGAACGAGGAGAACACAGGGGAAAGAGAUUUUGCAAGUAGAGCCUUACUGUUCGCUCUGGGUCUCGCAUUCAUGUUGCCGGGACCACUGUUGAAACUGUUACAGCUGGUACAGUGCGGGGAGCAACGACAAUCCAAUAUUGAGCGGUCCUUGGGAGUUUUUUGGCGAUGUGUGUACAUCAUCGGCUCGAUGAUCUACCUUGCGCACAAUCCCCCGGGAUUACUGGUGAUAUCAUCCCUGCUGCUGUCGCCGAGCUCGAGGUUCGGGUAUGUGCUUGCCGUGGAUACCUGCCUCUUGGGAAUGAUCGUUCAGGAACGCAAAGGUCGUCACAAGCUGAUGAGGCCUUUCCGACACAGGAUGAGGUCGGCACACGCUGACGAGGACUUUCCGACAGAGGAGGACGCCUUGCGGGCACAAGCUGACGUCCUGCCGGCACAGGAUGACGUCCUGCCGGAACCGGCUGACGCUGUGCCGGCACAGGAUGUACAAGAUGUGGCGCUUCCGCGUUCUAGGAGUUCAGACAACUUGGACGCAAAUUCGGAGUCUUCGGAGUCUCUGUCCGAUCUUUUUGGUGGAGCCUUGAGGUCCGCCGCGGUAGAAUUUGUGAAUAACAGCUCAUCCGACGACAUGAGUGUACAUGCUUCGAGACUGCAGCUGCUACAGGCAGAAGCUCAAAACAGUGGAGUUAGGUGGCCCGAACCAUUGGCUUCGCUGGUGGACGAUCUACGGCAGCAUGGGCUACUGAGGAACUCGGAGAACAUUCUCCACGGGUAUCCGGCUGCUCGCCUCGUGGAGGAGGUGUCGAUGCUCGACGGCGCCCUUGGGGCUUUAGCAGAGGUCAUUCAGCACAAAAUUCGACAGGGGGCGAUGGACGAGUGCGAGGAGUCUUGUCUCUACAAGCAGCGGGUGGAAGAGGCAAAAUCGCGCCUCGACGACGUAGCGAAGGCAAAGGGGGGCUGGCUGCCUGGCUUCUUAGGUGGAUGGCAAACGGAUCGCACCACGGUGGACACGCUUUACCCCUGGGAGCGGGAAAUGUUGCUGGCCAAAUAUUUAGAUAUUUUUCGUUCGAGUUCCUCGCAUGACGACGACACCCCUCCGCUUCGCGUGGACUUUCUGGGUUUGGGAGACUUCCUGGGAUCGGGAGCAUUCGGCCAGGUGAAACUAGUCGACUACAGGGGCAUGAACGCGGCGGCUAAGGUGAUUUCAAUGGGAGACUACGAGGACAACGACGAAGAGUUUGCCAUUCGCCAGAAGACCCUGGAAAGCGAGGUGGAGACGUUGCGGCGCCUUAAGUCGCCGCAUAUCGUGAACGUGCUAGACGGCAUAGUCCACCAGCCGAGUCAGACCAUCAUUAUCAUGGAGUUCGUCAACGGCGGGACGCUGGAACGCUUCAUCGCCGCACGCGCUGCCGCGGCGGCAGCAGCAACAACAGGGCAGGACGAGCUAGCCAGCGGCGUCGACCUUCAGCGGGGCAUAUUGAUGGACAUAGCCGCCGCGGUAGCCUACCUGCACGGGGAGGGCGUGAUUCACGGCGACAUCAAACCCGCCAACAUUUUGCUUGACUGGGAUGGAAAAGCGAAGCUGGCGGACUUCGGGCUUUCCAGUUGGGUGCAUGAACAGCCAGUUGGCGAUUCUACAGCCCCGCGCGGUUGGACAUACGAGUGGGCUGCUCCCGAGGUGAUGGACAUGCAAGAAUGCACAUCAUGCAGUGAUGUCUUCAGCUUUGCGGUCAUCUGUUGGCAGAUGCUCACUCUCAAGGUUCCAUGGGAAGAGGUACGCAUCAUGGACAAGAUUGUAGUUCACGUGGGCAAUGGCGGCCGUCUUCCGAUCCCACGUGGGAGUCCUGUUGGCCAGGAAACGCUCAUCACCUCGUGUUGGGACCAAGAUCCGCGAAAGCGACCGAGGGCAAACAAGCUCAAAGACAUGUUGUCCAUGCAGGCGAGUCAGGCAUUCAUUUGUUUCCCGUGUUGCCCCCCGGCAACAAAAGAAGGCGUUUUGACGCGCCACGAUCAACAGUACUAUACAAGGCCGUGGCGUUGCGUAUUGCUGUGGGAAACCUGCGACCUGCGACAACGCUACGCUCAGUAGCGCUCAUGUAAUAAUAGGGUUGCGUCGAACGUUUUGCGUGUUUUGUGGGCUAUAACCUAUUUGGAGCCAUGUGUGUGGCUCUCAUAUUUUUUAUACGUCUGGCGUGCUUUCUGCCUGCUUUCGUUCUGUUCGGCAGUGGAGGAGUUCUUAAUUGUGGCCGCACCACUGUGCAUCCUCAAGAGUAGGAUGCACAAGGCGCGGGCUAUACUGGUUCUCCAAGAACUGCUUUCGUCGGUGCCAACGUGGUUGUCUACCAUUCCUUUUGAGCUGCGUUGUUUUCGCUCCUUGCUACGGAUGGCGAGUUGCUGUGACCUGAGGCUGCGCAAAACAAAUGGUAUUCAUGUUGAGAUGGCCCGGCAGCGAUGCGUGUUGGUUCUUUCGGUUUGGUUCGCUGUACGGUAGACUGUGUUGAGGGACGGAAUGGGGAUUGGUCUUCCAGCACGCUGGAUAAUGUUGUAGAAGUAUGUACCGUCGGGUUCAUCAUCCCGCGUGAGCACCAUCCAACACAAAAGCCAGCGUGGCAAAUUCGCUCCAAAUAAAUGUGUAUCUUCUUGGAACGUUUUUUGACGUGGAUACAACAGCAACAUACUCUCGGUACACUGCUUGGGACAGCUGUGAACAAAUGGUGUAUGAUAUUCCCCACGGUAACAGCAGUUUUGGUUUUGGUGCGUCCAAAUCAUGGUAUGGUCGAUGAACUACAGUAUUUGCUGGCCAGGUUAAGACACCGGAAUCUGCGGCAGGGAUGGUUUUUCGCUGCUUGCUUCUCAGCGCGUUCGG
Messenger RNA from Ectocarpus siliculosus, 3726 nucleotides. Lineage: Eukaryota; Phaeophyceae; Ectocarpales; Ectocarpaceae. The record is from the annotation of a GenBank genome assembly.